AUGAUCUUUCAGUAUGAUGUUCUGUUAUCUCUUAGACAAAAUGAUCAUCAGCGAAAAGAGCACCCUCGAUUACGGUCUGAUCUUCAACGUCAGAGAACAUCAGGGUUACGGCGAUGUCCUGCAUUUGAAAACACGUAUUUACCCGGGAAACAGUUUUCAUCACCAUUACCAUGUGAACAACAACGUAGAUUGUAUAAAAAAGAUCAUGUACUGUCGCGAUCAUGGAAUCCAGAACGAUACGACUAUCGUCAAGUUUUUACGAAGGUAGCAAAUCAGAAGCUCUUAGAACAAGUCGAUAAGGCUACAUUAUCCUCCGAUUACAAUUAUGUAUUUAGUAGAGAGUAUGCGAAUUUGCGAGACACCUUAACAGUAUCACCAGAAUUGAUGGGUUAUCCCAUCCAUUGUCAGGUCACACUGUAUGAUCAAAAAUUAGCAAAUGUUACGAAAAGACGAGAAACUGAAAUUAAUAGGCGAAAAGCUAACUUAAGACAGCAAACUCUUUCGCAUUCAAUAUCUAAUGAGAAAAUAAGUCAGGAAUGCUUAGAACUGUGGGCUGAUCGACGGAAUCUGGAAGUACAUGGAGUUCACCAGCAGCAACAGUCAUCUACUGAAAAAUCUGCUUCUACAUCCUUUGAGUCAAAUACGGAACCGAUUCAGCGAGAUCAAUCUGAUUAUCGACGAAGAUCCUCUUUCUUACACGUACUUCGUUCUGCUAACUACAAGCGACAACAAUACCGAAGCUUAUUAACACACCGUAAGAGUGAUCGACGAAGAGUAAAUCCGAGUAAAGUCUCGUUAAAUGACGCUUUUCCAACAGAUUCCAUCGCACCAAUGGUAAUAAAUGUGGAAACGUUUUCUACUGAUUCUACUAAAUCUGACCAAACAGUAAUAUCUCAUGGUCUUUUGAAAAAGUUUGUAUAUAAGCAUAAAAUUGCAUUUGCAAAUUUGUUUUGUAAUGCUUUGUUCGAAGAAACGAGCAACGGUGUGGGAUACGAAUCGCCCAGUGUUUCUAGCGAAUCGAAAAGCGAACAACAAACUGUAAAUCAGCCUAUCAAAGCACAGUCCUGCGCUUACUUCAAUAUUUUUUCUUCUUCCGUACCAACUAUACGUCCUCCUGCAAAUGCUAGCACAGAUGCAACGAGUUAUACAAUCGGGGACUGUCUUCGCCGAGAUUACAGUAUUGACUCGGAAACUGACCGUUUAUUUCAAGAAUUUGUGCGGUUUGAUCCACGCUAUGAUAAACCAAAUCAUAGUAUCACUCAACAACGCGGCCACUCUGCUCAUCGUAGGUAA
Molecule: messenger RNA, 1293 nt
Organism: Thelazia callipaeda (thelaziosis nematode)
Lineage: Eukaryota; Metazoa; Nematoda; Chromadorea; Rhabditida; Thelaziidae
Source: the annotation of a GenBank genome assembly